AGUAAAUUAAGAAGGAAUAUUAAUUAAGAUGGCAUCUUCUAUAGUCUCUUCCAUGUUUCUCUUUCUCCUUCUUCUUUUUGUAUUUCCACAUAUAGAUAAUGUCCUUGGCGCACGAAUGGAACUCCGUGAACUUGAGGAGAUAAACCAUGCUGAUCCAGUGACGGUCCAAAAGCGGUCGUCUCCUUUUCCUUUACCGCGGCCUCGGCACAUUCGUCUUCCGCCUACGUUUAAACCGCCUCCGUAUAAACUGCCUCGGCGGCCCACUGUUCCGCGUGGAAGAAGGUGCCCUUUCUGUAAGCCUCCUCCUCCCCCAAAGGCUUUCCCAAGGAACACACCUAGUCACUGAUCUCACUAUAGCUACGAAUGCGUCAAUAAAUGUAUGCACGUUAA
Messenger RNA from Arabidopsis arenosa, 390 nucleotides. The record is from the annotation of a GenBank genome assembly. Lineage: Eukaryota; Viridiplantae; Streptophyta; Magnoliopsida; Brassicales; Brassicaceae.